UUACAUGUUCUGUCGUCACCAAGUACUCAUCCCAAUAAUCUUUCUUUCCCUGCACACGCAUAACUUUCUGCAAUGUCUUACAUGAACCCUCUUCAUCCCCCCGUUCCCAGCAACAUUCGCUCAUCAUACACUGCUCUUGCUGGUGCCUGCUCCGCAUAUCAACCUCUCUUCGCUCAAUCUAUGCCGCCCACCCACCGACGCCUGCCUCAGGCGCCAUUAUCGAAGGUGCCGACAUCUCGUCGUUCCCCUCCUUGUCCUGCCGUCACUUUUGACCUUCAUGGGGCUCCCUCACAUGGUCUUGGCGUUCCUAUGUGUGAAUUGCUGGCUCGUUCAGGAGGUGCACUGGAACGUAUGCUCGUCGGUGCGAAUGACGGCGUUGGUGCUCAAAUGAGCGGAUCUCUUGGCUUUCGCAGAGUCAAUCUCAAGAUCUUGUGGCCGGGGUAUGAGCAUCUUGAUCGCAGUUACCCCCUUGAUAUUCAUACUCCAGCUGGUCCUCUCACCCGUGGGCAACUGGCCGUUCAAGUUGCACAUGCAUUUGCGCGCUUCAUUGAGGAACUGCAAGGUUACCCCCCUGCACAGCAUGGCGCCAGUUGGCGCUUCGGAAAUGGUGGAAUUGGUUUUAAUCGCCUCAUGCUCUCGGCCCUCUGGAACGUCUAUGAUGACGUGUGGUUGGCUGAGGUCAUUGUCGACUUUCGUUAAGCGGAGUCGUGAACUCGACUCAUUGGUCAUCGCCGCAUGUCUUCUCGCAACUCACACCUAACACAGCAACAACACUCGUGCACAUGUAGCCCUAGAUAUUUCGUCUCUUACUGUAACUUUUACUUUAUCAUAGAUCGUCUCUUCACGAUCCCUACCCUGACACUCCUCACAACUGACAAGAUAGAAGUACAUGAUUUAACCACAGGGACUCGUAUUAGCCAUAAUUAUAAAUUUGUAUAUAUAGACAUAGAUUGAUUUAUUACUACAUUUGUACCCUCCCUCGUGUUGCCAGCGUUGCAAACGUG
Molecule: messenger RNA, 1004 nt
Organism: Suillus subalutaceus
Lineage: Eukaryota; Fungi; Basidiomycota; Agaricomycetes; Boletales; Suillaceae
Exons: 3
Coding region: 73-699 (208 amino acids)
Source: RefSeq, a predicted model, not a curated record